Molecule: messenger RNA, 2910 nt
Organism: Arctia plantaginis
Lineage: Eukaryota; Metazoa; Arthropoda; Insecta; Lepidoptera; Erebidae
Source: the annotation of a GenBank genome assembly
AUGGCAGAUUCUUUCUUCGGGUUCGAUACUUCGGUAUCGAACUUAAAUGACGAUGAAGGAGGCGGGGAGCCAUCGGAGGAUGAAUAUGAUGCCCUUAAUGACGAAACCUUUGGCCAAGGUUCUGAUGAAUUUGACUGGGAGGUGGAGCAUGAACAACUGGCUGAGCAGUUGGAGAGCAGCCGCCGACACAAUUCCGGUAUCGAUGACAUCGCCAAGACGGAACUUGAAGCAUCAUUAUCCCAGCUAGUGUUAGAUGAGACGGACUCGCCACACUUACGGUCCUUCAGUUCCAGUGUCUGGCGUCAUGAUCCUCAAACAUUUCCUGUUCCACCAGCGCCGCUGGUUUCGAGUCUCAAGAAUGUGUGUACUGUGGAGGAAUUGGAGCGCCAGUUGCGGCAGAAACAACAACAGCAAAACUUCAACAACCAAAAUUAUUUCCAACAGCCAAGAUUUCCACCUGUUAUACUGCAGAGACCACCUGGUCUUCAAGCACCGGUACCGUUACCUUUUGCUCCACAGCAAACCAUGAACCACGGUCUCGGUCAAAUGAACCAACCGCUGAACAAACUUAUGAACCAGAUGACCCAUCAAAAUAACAUAAGUCAUAACACUCCUUUUUUUAAAAAUAAUCAAUUUCAAAACAACCAAAUGGGUCCAGGAAAUAUGAUGAACCAACUUACACAGAACAUAUCAGUUCAUCAGAUGGCUCAAAAUAGCCAAAUGAUGGGUCACAAUAACCAAAUGGUAGGUCAGAAUAACCAAAUGGUGGGUCAGAAUAACCAAAUCGUGGGUCAGAAUAACCAAAUCGUGGGUCAGAACAUUAACAUCCAAGGACAGUCAUUACCUAUGAACGCAUUAGGACAAACAAAUAACAUGAGUCAAAAUAUGAAUCACAUAGGCCCUAAUGUGAACCAAAUGGGUCGACCUAUGGAUCAAAUGAACCACUCGAUGAAUCCUAUCGGUCGUAAUAUUGACCAAAUGAAUCAAAGUAUGAAUCAAAUUGCCCAGAAUAGCAACCAAAUGGGUCAGAAUGUUAAUCAAAUGGGUCAAAAUGUCAAUCCAAUCAAUCAGAUUAAUCAGAUGAUACCGAACGGGAACCCAUUUCCACCGAACAUCAACCAAUAUCAGCAUAUGAUGGGCCAAGGGGCUAGAAUGAUUGUUCCACCUCCAGGCAUCAACAUGCCCAGGCAGAAUUUUAACCCCAAUAUGGGACAGUAUAACACUAAUUAUCGAACGCCAUCGAUGCCCAUAAAACAAGACCAGCCAAUAAAUCCAACGAACUUGGUGCAGUUGAUACAGAAUACACAUCCGAUGCUUCAGUUUAAUAAUAUGAAUAGUUUUCACAAUGCCAACCAUCAUCCGAUGUUGCAGAAUAACAGGAAUAUAUACACCAAUAGUCAGUUUAAUCAUCCGAUGUUUAAUCAAAGGCAUAACGGGACCUUUAACAAUAGACAUUCGAUGAAUGGCGAUGACACAAACGGUAGCGACGGCGACGAAUAUGCGGGUCUCAUGACUCAGCGAGAAAAACAAUGGCUCAUCAACAUCCAGAUGCUACAACUCAACACGGGGACGCCUUAUAUACAUGACUUCUAUUAUACGGUGUUCUUAGAGAGACAAGCCAGUAAAGAGAAGGAAGGUAUCAAAGAAGCACACAAAGCCAAUCAACAGAACCAUCCAUUCUACAGCGGAGGUGUAAAACAAGAGAGUCACACACAUCGGGAGAGACACAACUCAAAUCGGCACAACUCGACAAGUGAAGACAGCGGUACUCCACGAACAUACGUACCGACACAGUUUGAAAAUUCACUUGGGAAAUUACAAUGCGGCAGUGUGACGGCCCCCAGGAAAAUAAUUGACGUGGAAGUGGUGGGGAACGAGACCGCCCCCUCCAGGAUGUCACGGGCCUCCAGUGUAGCCAGCACCACGCACCCGCAGGAGAUCCCUAGAGAGAUGAAGCGGACAAAACAGUUACUCCUUGACAUAGAAGCAUUAUACUUGAUCUUACUGAGGUUGGAGGAACUGAACGAUCCUCUGGCGAUAUCUAAUGCGUUAAUAUUGAAGGAAAGAGAAGAGAAACAGAAGCAGCUAGAAGCGGCGCAGAAGGAAGCGGAGAACGAACAACAGGAUGUAUCAAACCUGUUCCUUAAGAACAUUGAGUCGGUGCAGCGGAGGCCCAAGCAGGACAGUCCGAAGAAUGAGAAUAUUGAUAAAAGACAGGUUGUGAACCUGGCUGUGAAUCAGAAGCCAGCGCCAGUAAAAAACCUUCUAGACGAGGAUAAAGAUGAUCUGUUGAAUAAAAUGUUCGCGGGUCUUUUGCAUAGUGACCGGUUGCAGCAAAUUCUUUCUGUUAGGAAAGGGAAGGCGCUGGUGGCGCGCUUCGUGCCGCGCGUGUGCGGCGGCCACUUGCGCCUGCGCACGCUGUGGGCGCGUCUCCUGCGCGCGCUGCCCGCCGCCGCGCGACGCGACGCCAAGGGGCUCGCCCCGCUCGCGCCGCACUACCGGAGUUACAUUCAAAACACAACUGGCUGGUCGCCCAUAUUGGAAUCGUGUAGUAUGUUAGCGGAGGCCUUCGACCCAGCAAGAACACCCUACGCCCUCACCACCUCUUUUACCUUAAGCUGCGUCUGCGCAUUAAUAGAAAAGGCGUCACUACUAGUGAACACACCUGAAGCUACCUCUAACGAGCGACAGUGGUCAAAGUUCCUCAAAACCCUCGCCAGGGCUCUUAAAAACACGAAUCUGGUGGUAGCCAGGCCACUGCAGCCAAUGUCAGAGACGAAGUUAAUGCAUCACAUCAAGCAAUUGGAGUCUAGAAGUACAAUUGAAAUAUUACAAAGGGGAAAGUCCGCGGAAUUUGCGGAUUUAACCAAAACGGAUGUAUCGGAACAACUUGUAAAACAUCUGUGUUGA